Molecule: messenger RNA, 1260 nt
Organism: Emys orbicularis (European pond turtle)
Lineage: Eukaryota; Metazoa; Chordata; Testudines; Emydidae
Gene: NMNAT1
Product: nicotinamide nucleotide adenylyltransferase 1
Exons: 5
Coding region: 229-1089 (286 amino acids)
Biological process (GO): NAD+ biosynthetic process
Cellular component (GO): nucleus
Molecular function (GO): nicotinamide-nucleotide adenylyltransferase activity; nicotinate-nucleotide adenylyltransferase activity
Source: RefSeq, a predicted model, not a curated record
ACAAACACUAUAACCUGGAUGAGAAGAAAAUGACGAGUCACAUUAUUAUUCAUUACUUACUACACAGUAAAAUAUUCCACCAAUACACAACUCUGUUACGUGGUUACCUGAGGCAUUCAACUCUUGGUCUCAUAUUUAAAGCUGGCAAAGGACUUGUAGCCACAUUUCAAAGUUUGUGGCUGUGACUCUGAAGUUCUUCAUUUGGACCUGUGGCUUCAGGGAAAUCCUAUGGAGAAUCCAGAUAACAAGACACAGGUCGUUCUGCUGGCCUGUGGUUCUUUCAAUCCAAUCACCAACAUGCAUCUGAGGCUGUUUGAACUGGCUAAAGACUAUUUGCAUGAAACAGGAAAAUACAACGUAAUCAAAGGAAUCAUUUCCCCAGUGGGUGAUGCAUAUAAGAAGAAAAGUUUGAUCAGUGCCAAUCACCGAGUAACCAUGGCAAAGCUUGCUACAGAAAGCUCAGACUGGGUGCAAGUUGAUGACUGGGAAAGCAGCCAGAAUGAGUGGCUGGAGACACUCAAAGUUCUAAGAUACCAUCAUCAGAAACUUGCAUCUUCUAAUCCUGCUAACAGUCUGCAGAAUGCUGUACCUCUAAUAAAGCCAGGCCGAAAGAGAAAACAGGAAGCAAAUAGAUACAUUCCUGUAAAAAAGAAUCAACUGAGUCCAGAAACAAAAGGUGUCCCACAGCUGAAGCUGCUCUGCGGAGCUGACAUGCUGGAGUCCUUUGGAAUCCCCAACUUGUGGAAGCUGGAAGACAUCACUGAAAUUGUGGCAAACCAUGGCCUUGUCUGCAUAACCAGAGCUGGAAACAAUGCACAGAAAUUUAUCUAUGAAUCUGACACGCUUUGGCAACACAAGAAUAACAUUCACCUGGUAGAAGAGUGGAUCACCAAUGACAUCUCUUCCACCAAGAUCCGGAGAGCACUGAGGAGAGGACAGAGCGUCCGUUACCUGGUCCCUGAUGCAGUCCGGGCUUACAUUGAAAAACACAACCUGUAUAGUCCAGAAAGUGAAGACAGGAAUGCUGAGGUUAUUCUGGCCCCUUUACAGAAAUAUGCUAGGGGGUGUAAGCAGGAACAGACACUGUAAUCUAGCCUAUUGUUAUGCUGUGAAAACCUUAUGCUUUAACGUGGGAAGAUGUUUAAUCUGUUCUAGUAAAUCAGGUCUGAUUUUGUAGCCCUUGUAUGUAUGUAAGUACCAUUGAAUUCAAUGGGAGUUUUGUGCGUAUGGGGAUUGAGCUUUUACAGCACAGGUCUUAUC